Sinocyclocheilus grahami is the source of this 2106-nucleotide messenger RNA. Its product is annotated as prostaglandin F2 receptor negative regulator-like. The transcript has 7 exons. Bases 1 to 1869 code for a protein of 622 amino acids. Lineage: Eukaryota; Metazoa; Chordata; Actinopteri; Cypriniformes; Cyprinidae. Gene Ontology annotation, cellular component: membrane. The record is from RefSeq and is a predicted model, not a curated record.
AUGGAUAAAGGAACGGGACUGCGUCCUGUGGUUUUGAUUUUUGCUCUUGUGAUCGGGGACAGUCUGAAGGUGGCUCCAGCCAUUCCCAAGUCAGCGGUGUCUGAGGGAGAAUCAGUGGAACUCCAAUGCAACACAACACGGGGCUUUGCAGAGCACACCUUCCUCUCCGUUACCUGGUCCAUCAGGAAAGGGAGCAGCCCGUUGGAGGAAAUCUUGACAUUUGGGCCGGAUAAUAAGAUCAAAGUAGGACGCCACUACACUCAGCGUUACACAGAUGGUGGACUUCAGUUGGACCUUCGUGGAGGUGGUUUUUAUGGAUUGGUCCUGAAAAGAGCAAAGCCGUCAGACCAAGGGAAGUAUGUGUGUAUGGCCCAAGAGUGGGUGAGGCAGGGUGAAGAAGGAAGAAACUGGCGUAAGAUUCUUGAGAAGUCUGAGGAAAUGGGAGAGGUUUUAGUUACACCCACAGAGCUGCAAUUCAAGGUGACCCUUACAGCCUCUCUGAACCCUCAGUCCACUAGCGAGCCCACUGAACUGCGCUGUGAGGUGCUCAACCUCCUCCACCUCCAAGAUGGCCGCCUGGGCGUGACCUGGUCUUACUCUACAAACACACCUGGAGAUGUAUCUCAGAAGAAAAUCACUAUAGCCUCUGUGAAUGAGCAAGGAGCUCUUAUUGCAAGCAGUGAGUACCAGCAGAGGCUGGACAGUGGGGACAUAGCAGUGACCAGGAGAGAGUCUAACAUCUUCGUCCUGCGAAUGCUUCAGACUCGAGAUGCAGACAUGGGCUCUUAUUCCUGUGCAGUAACAGCAUGGAAGCCUGCUUCGCAAAGUGGAUGGGAAAAAGCAAAGGAGGUCCAGUCAGCGCCUGUCACUGUUCAGUGGACACCAAAGAUACCAGUUUUGCGAGUAGCAGCCCAUCGUGUGAGAGAAGCCUCGACUGGUGGAUCCACAUUUGAGAUGAGCUGUCAGCUGACUGGUCAGAACCUGAAGAAUCCCGGCUACUCUGUGCUCAUUCGCUUUGAGGAGAUCUUGGGAGGCAAGUCCCGCAAAGUGUUGUCUCUUAGCCAAGACUCAGUCUUGCAGCUAGAGGAGUGGAGCGAGCCGAGCCGCAUUGACAGCGUGGUUCUGGAGAAGACCGGGCAACUCGAGUACCGCUUCCGUUUGUAUGGGGCCCAGGUCACAGAUCGGGGGUUCUAUUAUUGCGACGUCACGGCCUGGACACGGGAUCAGACCCAAGACUGGAUCAAAGCCAUCAGUACGGAGUCCAACAAGAUUCAGAUCGACUUUGUACACACAGGUCCAGUAUUCAACAUAUCCAUUCAUUCAGAAGCAAACAAUGUGUUACCGGGGGACACAGUCCAAAUGAAGUGCGUCAUAUCCGUCCUGGAUGCUUCUCCUAACACUGGUGAUAUGGCGUUUAACGUGCGCUGGUUCCAGAACACAGACCGGGCUGUAAAUAAUGGAGUCCAACCUCUCAUCAGUAUGGACCGCUGGGGAGUGGUAAAGAAGACCGGCUCCAAUGACACCAGUCUGGAGCGCACCGACAUGCACACGUUUAUCCUCAGCUUGCACAAGAUUCAGGAUAGAGAUGUGGGAGAAUACUACUGUUCUGCCACACCCUGGCUCCUGUCCCCCGCUACUGGAGCCUGGAACAAAGAGAAGGACCUCAUCUCCACUUCAUCAUUUCUGUUUAUCAAAAUAGAAUUGUGGGAAUCUUUGAAGAUGCCGGUGGGAUACGGUUUGACUGCUGCUGUGAUCGCUGGUCUUCUCUCAGUGCUGCUGGGUCUUGCUGUCGCCCACUGCUGUUUCUCCAGGAACCCCAUGCACACGCCCCGUCCCCGUAACAAGCUUAUGGACCUGGAGAUGGAUUAAACCAGUCCCCCUUUGCACCACUGUGAUCCUGCCCAAAACCACUUCAACAUGACUUGAUGUAUUAUGCUUUAGGACAGAAUGUGGAUAUGCACAUUGCUUAACGAGAGAUGGAGAACCUGUUUAUAUGCACUCUGAGGAUUGAGCCACUCUAGCUGACUGCUCCAUAUUCCUGCUUGGGAGCAAUACACUUAUUACUCUCAGGAAUAGAGCACUGACAGCCCCAUCCAAUGUUCCCCC